AUGACCACAGGGGGGCGCCACUGUGACACUGAUUCAGCUAACACUGAAUCUACAAAUAUAAGAUGCAAUGCCUCGUCUUUUGUUAAACAUAGUUUUUGAGCGUUUAUUGCUGAAGAACAGCUCCAGUCCGCAGCAGAACGAACUCUAAACAUUUCACACACAUCCACGAGCUUUGAGAGCCACGAUUCGAUUUAGAGAAUCGGUUCGUUCGGACGGGCUGUUUAAAUGAACCGGUACACGGACUCGUUUGACGAAGAGUUGCAAUAAGUAAUUCAACGUGUCAUAUUGCAGAACAGUUUUUAGCCAAACAACACUUUGUUUUCGAUUACGCUAUUGUCUUCCAGUGUCCAGCGGUUUAUCCAGUGUUACUCGCCGCACACACUGUCGAGUCAUUCACAAAUGCUGCGCGAAUCGGUUCGACCGAAUCACUGAACAAACGGUGCAGAGGAUGAUUCGUUUGAGAAUCGGACACCGAUACUGUGUACUGCAUUCAUAUUAGGAGUAAUAUGGUAGUGUACCGGUCUGAACACAGCUGUGUAACCGUGUGUGUGUGUGUGUGAUGAGACUGAACUCAUCUGUCUUCGAGCGGACUCGACUCACUCUCCUGAAGCAGCGCAGCAGAGCAGCUCGGUUCUUCUGCAGAUGAAGAGCAACAGAGAUGAGAGGAUGGAAGUUAUCUGUGGAUCUCCAAACUAACAGCUCGAGCACAUCAUACAUGACCACCUGACUUCUGACGGACUCUUCCUCGAUGUUCACUGUUCCUCCUCGGCUCUGCUCGUAUUAAAGCACAUCUUCAUGAAGUACAUCUGAUUUAAACUUGUGGAAAUAGCUCAGACAUCAUCUCCCGUUCAUCUGAAGGCGCUCAGCAUCACCCGCUGCACACACCUGGAAGAUGAAGCUGGCUGGAUUCAUGCUCCUCCUCAUCAAUUCAGCGGCCUCCAUCAAUCUCAAAUACAUCUCCAAGAGGAACUCAGUGGAUGGCUGUAUUGACUGGUCGGUGGAUCUGAAGACGUACCGUGUGUUGGCCGGAGAGCCGCUGAGGGUGAAGUGUGCUCUCUUCUACAGCUACAUACGCACCAACUACAGCGUGGCCCAGAAUGCCAAGCUGCGGCUCAUCUGGUACAGGAACAAGGGCGACUCCGAGGAGCCCAUCAUUUUCUCGGGUCACCGGCUGAGUAAGGAGGGAGACUCCAUCUGGUUCCGCUCCGCAGAGAUGGAGGACAAUGGAUUUUACACUUGUGUGCUCAGAAACUCCACGUACUGUAUGAAGGUGUCCAUGUCUCUGACGGUGGAGGAGAGCGAGGAGGGACUGUGCUUCAGCAGCCGGAUACGCUAUCAGGAGAACGCCGAGGUCACCAAGAGCAAGAUGAUCAGCUGCCCGGACAUCGAGGACUAUCUGGCGCCCUACAAGCAGCCCAUCAUGACCUGGUACAAGGAGUGUGAGAGGAAAGAGUGGAGGAGCUCCAUCAUCAUCAACACCACCAGCCUCUGGAUCCCGGAGGUGCAGAAGGACGACGGAGGGAACUACACCUGUGAACUCAAAUACGGCAGCAGAGUAGUGAGACGGACCACAGAGCUCAAAGUCACAGCUCUUCUUACGACCAGACCACCGAAAGUGCUGUUCCCAUCAGAGAGACAGGCCAGUGUCAUAGACGUCCAGCUCGGAAUGCGUCUGGUCCUGGACUGCCGGGCUUUCUUCGGCUACAGCGGAGAAUCGCGGCCCAUCAUCUACUGGAUGAAGGGAGAUAAGUUCGUGGAGGAGCUGGAAGGACAUAUACGAGAGAGUGAAGUCAGGGUGAUGCGGGAGUUUCUGGGGGAGAAGGAGGUGGAGGUGUCGCUGAUCUUUGACGCUGUGGAGGAGACAGACCUGGGAAACUACACCUGUACCGUGGAGAACCACAUCGGCCGAGGCAGCGGGAGCGCCAUCCUGCAGAAGAAAGACGUGUACAGGCUGGAGUUGGUUGGUGGACUGGGUGCCAUCAUGCUGAUAUUGGGGAUCUUCACAGCCAUCUAUAAGUGCUAUAAUGUGGAGAUCAUGCUGUGCUACCGACGACACUUCGGCAGCGAUGAGGCCAAUGAUGACAACAAGGAAUAUGACGCCUACCUGUCCUACACCAAAGUGGACCUGGAGUCGGUGGAGCAUGAGAUGAGCGAGGAGGAGCUGUUCGCUCUGGAGAUCUUACCAGACGUUCUGGAGAAACACUAUGGAUAUAAACUCUUCAUCCCGCACCGGGACCUUAUUCCCAGCAGCACGUACAUCGAGGACCUGGUGCGCAGUGUGGAGCAGAGCAGGCGUCUCAUCAUCGUCCUGACCCCUGAGUUCGUGGCCCGCCGGGGCUGGAGCAUCUUCCAGUUCGAGCCGCGGCUGCACAGCAUGCUGGUGACGGGCGAGAUCAAGGUGAUCAUGAUCGAAUGCUCGGACCUGCGCAGCGUCAUCAACUACCAGGAGCUGGAGGACCUGAAGCACACCAUCCGAGUGCUGUCGCUCAUCAAGUGGUGCGGGCCCAAGAGCAGCCAGCUCAAGUCCAGGUUCUGGAAGCAGGUGCACUACGAGAUGCCUGCCAAGAGAAAAGAGAGCGUGUCCCGCCGACAAGUCCUGGACUCGGGCGAGCAGGGGCUGUUCGGUGACCUGCAGGCCGUAUCGACGGUGGCUAUGACCACCACCUCGGCGUCGCUAGCGCCGGCUCACGUGGAGAUCCCGGACUACAACGAGCCGGGACACCUGCAGAUGCGCCACUUCUGCCGCAGCUAUGAGUACGAGCUGCCCAGCUCUGCCAUCGCCACGCUCAGCGGACGGCACGUGUACUGCAAUCUGCCCAUGACUCUGCUGAACGGACGGCCGGCGCACAACGACAUUGGCAAACCCAAGAAAGACAUUCACUUGAGCAGCCCAUUCGUGCCGCUGUCCGGACCAGAGCUUUCCAGUGACAUCUGGUAGAGCGGCUCGGCCAAACAUCGCUUCGCUGAUCUCAUCCUUCCUUCCUUUUUAUCUGCAUGAGUUCAUCUUGUUAAGAUUGAAAUACACAUAGGGCCAGUUUUACUAACAGCGCAAACUGUCUUUUGUUUUUAAAACAGUACUGUCAGGAUUUACUAAAGAUGCACAGUGAUGAAUUAACGCUGAAAAAGUGUGGACAGUUAUUUGUGCGCCUGACCUUACUAAGUAUGCAUUUGUAGGAGUUUCCCUUUUAGAUGCUAAAUUUAUGGGAGGAGAGUAUUCAAAUGAAUCACGUAAUGAGAUUUACUAACGUUUGCGCUCGUCAAAUUACUGGUGUUUGCGCCAUUAUUUGAUGCCCCCCAAAAAAGCAUGUCUUACUAUUUUGCUCUUGAAAUGGCUGCAGUUGAUGUUGCGGAGAACAGAGAGUGUGUGGUAGAAGAGAGAGGAUUUUUCCAUGUGUAAUAAUUUAUUUAGAAUGUCAGAAGAACACAUUAUCUGAAAAUAUCGUUUGCCAAGCCAUGCUAUUUUUAAUUUGCUUCAGGAGAUAAAACCCUCAACUAGGAACCACGCUAUACGAGGUCUGAAAAACAAUUGAACCAUCACAGAAAAUGCUAAUGGAUUCCAUUACAAAUACCAUUACAAACGUUACAAACCAUCAACUUUUAACCAUUAAAACCAUUAAAAAAUGGUUUUCUGUAGUCUGUUUUGGGACAUAUUUCAUUAGGAUUUUGUUGUUUAAACAAGCCACCAAUAGAAGCUGAUCAAUUACCAGUAGAGAUCCACAGGACCAUUACAGUUUCCAUUAAAGGAGUCAUAUGAUGUUGCUAAAAAGAACAUUAUUUUGUGUAUUUGUGUAAUAAAAUGUGUUUAUGAGGUUUAAGGUUCAAAAAACACAGUAUUUCCCACAUACUGUACAUUAUAGUUGCUCCUCUAUGCCCCGCCUUCUGAAACACGUCCAUUAAUCAAUCUGAAAAGUGAGGUGUGCUCUGAUUGGCCAGCUAUCCAGUACAUUGUGAUUGGCCGAAUACCUCAAGCGUGUGGUGGAACUGUUACACGCCUUAACAAUUUGUGAUCCCGUCUGCCCGGAGAUAUGAGACAUAAACAUAGAAACCCAUUCUGAACAUGAUAUUAACGAGGAUGAUUUAUAGUCGUGUCCUCUUUUGGAAGGCCAAACAAAGUAGUUCCACUUUCACAGAGAAACACACAGGGUCUAUAGGACAUGGUGGCGGUGGCAGCAACAAUACUACAACAAGAAUAAAAGGUACACCUUCUUUCUUUGAGAGAACAUCUGGUCAGCCUUAUGCAGAUCUUCCCACACAGUGAUGUAGACAUUCUGGGCGUGUUUAAACGAGUCGUUUUAGGGGGUGUAGUUUACUCUUAAAUUUGAUAAAGAGUAUCUCUUUGGAUUUUAGACGUUAUUCUUUGCAACUUUACAGAUCUACUUGAGCUUGUAACACUCCAAAGAGAAAGAAAAACAUCAUAUGACCCCUUUAAAAGUCCCGUUAUAACCAUUAAAACCAUUACACAUUUGGUGAUGGUGUUAUUUUUAAACAGGGAAACUUCUUGCAACCCUUCAUUUUUUGGCCUCUUUUUUGGUUCUUUCAAACGUACUGUGGCUUUUUUAUUUGUUUCUUCUUUAUUUGCGACUGCACUUGGUAUAUUGCAUUGUUGGAUGUGUAAAUAAGAUGUUGCGUCUGUGUUCUUCAGUUUGCAUGUUGUUAUUAAAUCAUCAAAUCAUCUGUGCUGUUUGGAAUUGCGCUCUCACACUAAUUUGACCUGUUUAGUAAAACUGGCCCAUAAUGGUUUAUCUUGCUUUCUUCCAGCCUUUAGUGUUUUCAUACUUUGUUCAGACAGAUAAAGAGCUACUGAUAUUGUUAUCUUACUUGAAUUUUGAGGUCAUUCUAAUAUGUACAGUUAUUCCAUCAAGCACUGCAUCUGGUUUAUUUGACAUUAUGACUUCGGUUGUUACAGCACAAUAAUGUAAAGACACAUCAGCUCUGAGCUUUAAAGAAUAUGUUAUUUAUGCAAAUAAUUACUAUUCAAAUCUAAUAAGCACAUUGAUAUUGUUUGUAGCUAGUCGAGGAGGUAUUUACAUAUUUGAUACAGCUUAUCAUUUGCCUUAUAUCCUGAUCGUUUGGCCGUUUUCUUCCUCAGUAUUCUGACGUUUUUCCCUCAUCAUGGAUAGAUACAUCUGGUUUAUAUGGUGUAUCUGCUACUACAGAUGAAGCAUUUCUGUGCUGGUAAUGAUCAAACACUUUUGAUCAGUAUUGAUAUUUAUUAUCAUUUUAUUGAAUUUGUAUGCAAUGCUGCCCUUUAGGAUGAAAGGUCACUAAAAUUGGUGAUUUGAUUUUGUAUAAUCACGACUAGUAUGUGUUUAACUCUUCAGAUACAGUCAAGUGUGGAAGAGUAUGAAUAUGUGAGCUGUUAUUAUAUUCACGAACCAAGCAGCUUGUCUAAUUCACAGGUUUCUGGUUUUAGCAUAUAAAUUAUUUGUAAUAUACCUUGCAGAAAUAACAAUUGUUAUCAGACCAACAAAAUAAAUAAAUAUAUAAGUAUUGGCUGUGAGAGAUGCCUUUAUAAUUUUAUGUUGUAUUAAAACCCAUUUAAUCCCACCGGUCACAUAAAAGCAUUUAUAAAGCUCUAACAACCUUAC
Molecule: messenger RNA, 5588 nt
Organism: Carassius gibelio (silver crucian carp)
Lineage: Eukaryota; Metazoa; Chordata; Actinopteri; Cypriniformes; Cyprinidae
Product: X-linked interleukin-1 receptor accessory protein-like 2
Exons: 11
Coding region: 893-2938 (681 amino acids)
Biological process (GO): signal transduction
Molecular function (GO): interleukin-1 receptor activity
Source: RefSeq, a predicted model, not a curated record